Messenger RNA from Penicillium alfredii, 1659 nucleotides. RefSeq names its product asparagine synthetase B. Lineage: Eukaryota; Fungi; Ascomycota; Eurotiomycetes; Eurotiales; Aspergillaceae. Gene Ontology annotation, cellular component: cytosol. Gene Ontology annotation, molecular function: asparagine synthase (glutamine-hydrolyzing) activity. The record is from RefSeq and is a predicted model, not a curated record. Bases 1 to 1659 code for a protein of 552 amino acids. The transcript has 5 exons.
AUGGAUGCUGUCGCGGGCCUCAAGCUAACGGUUGGGUCUUUGACAGUCCUUGCGCACGAGCGUCUGAGUAUCGUCGGUGUUGUUGCUUACCUAUGCCUUCAAGACACCGGAGCCCAACCCCUCGUCAACGAAGAUGGUAGCCUUGCUCUCGCCGUCAACGGUGAGAUCUACAACCACCGCAUCCUGCGGAAAGGUCUGAAGACCAAGUACAACUUCAAGACGCACUCCGACUGCGAAGUCAUCAUUCCUUUGUAUAUGGAGCACGGUCUGGAUGCCCCCAAGCACCUCGAUGGCAUGUUCUCGUGGGUUUUGUAUGAUCAGAAGCAAGACCGGGUGGUCGCCGCUCGUGACCCCAUCGGUAUUACUAGCUUCUACCUGGGCCGGUCGUCGUCGACCCCCGGCGCCGUGUACUUUGCCUCGGAGCUCAAGUCGCUGCACCCGGUCUGCGACAACAUCAUUGCGUUCCCACCCGGCCACAUCUACGACUCCAAGGCCGACACUCUGACCCGCUACUUCGAGCCCAAGUGGUGGGACCCGACCAACGUCCCCACGGUCCCGGUCGACUACAAGGUGAUCCGCCACAGCCUGGAGAAGGCGGUGCGCAAGCGUCUGAUGGCUGAGGUUCCGUACGGUGUAUUGCUGUCAGGUGGUCUGGACUCAAGCUUGGUGGCGUCCAUUGCGCAGCGGGAAACCCUGCGCAUGCAGGAUGCGGCCCGCGCGGUGUCCCAGUCGCAGGCGGUCUCGUCGGAACUAGUGGGCAUUGAUGACAGCAACGAGCUGUCGACGGUCACGACAUUCCAGCAGCUGCACUCAUUUUCCAUCGGUUUGCCUGGUGCACCGGACACCGAAGCGGCCCUUGAAGUGGCCAACUUCCUGGGCACUAAGCACCACGCCUUCACUUUCACCAUCCAGGACGGACUGGAUGCGCUUUCGGAUGUCAUUUAUCACCUGGAGACGUACGACGUCACGACCAUCCGCGCCUCGACGCCCAUGUACCUGCUGUCGCGCAAGAUCAAGGCCAUGGGUGUCAAGAUGGUGUUGAGCGGCGAGGGCAGCGACGAAAUCUUCGGCGGAUACCUGUAUUUCCACGCUGCUCCCAACCGAGAGGAAUUCCACAAGGAGACCGUCCGCCGCGUCAAGAACCUGCACCUGGCUGACUGCCUGCGUGCCAACAAGUCCACAUCCGCCUGGGGUCUUGAGGCCCGUGUGCCUUUCCUCGACAAAGAGUUCCUCGAGACUGCCAUGGGUGUCGACCCCAAGGACAAGAUGAUCACCGAGGGCCACAUCGAAAAGUACGCUCUGCGUAAGGCGUUCGACACUACCGACGAGCCUGAUGUUGCCACCUACCUGCCGGACAAGAUCCUGUGGCGCCAGAAGGAGCAGUUCAGUGACGGUGUCGGCUACAGCUGGAUCGAUGGCCUCAAGGACCAGGCCGAGCAGCAGGUUACCGAUGAGAUGAUGAAGAACCCCAAGCCUGAAUGGGGCAACGAUGUCCCGGACACCAAAGAGGCGUACUGGUACCGCACCAUGUUUGACGAGCACUUUCCUCCCUACUGCGCCGGCACUGUCGAGCGCUGGACCCCAACCUGGUCCAAGCAGACCGACCCUAGUGGCAGAGCGAUUGCCACCCACAACGACAAGUAUAAAAACGUCGAGUAA